This is a messenger RNA of Stegodyphus dumicola, 456 nucleotides long. RefSeq names its product vacuolar protein sorting 60 (gene Vps60). Gene Ontology annotation, cellular component: multivesicular body. Gene Ontology annotation, biological process: late endosome to vacuole transport via multivesicular body sorting pathway; vesicle budding from membrane. NCBI's taxonomy places the organism in Eukaryota, Metazoa, Arthropoda, Arachnida, Araneae, Eresidae. The record is from RefSeq and is a predicted model, not a curated record.
UCAUUUUGGCGUUUGCAUUUCAUUUUCGAUCAGUGGAUUUUAUCUCUCAUGAAGUGAAGUAAAGGAAGUUGCGAUUUGAGUGGAAAUUUCGUGUGUGUUGUUUUGCUUUUGCGAAUAGGGAGUGAAAUUAUAUUUAGUGAACUAGGUAUAAUUUUAGAUUUAAUAUAAUACGUGUUUAUAUAGGUAAAUUUUACAAUGAACCGACUAUUCGGAAAAGCGAAGCCUAAAGAACCUCCACCAAAUUUAACAGAUUGUAUAGCGAAUGUUGAUAGCAGAGCUGAAUCCAUAGAUAAGAAGAUAGCACGGCUGGAAGCAGAAUUAGUAAAAUAUAAAGAUCAGAUGAAAAAAAUGAGAGAAGGACCGGCUAAAAAUAUGGUUAAACAGAAAGCUAUGAGAGUCUUAAAACAGAAAAAGAUGUAAGUUUCAAUUUCCUCUUUUUCCAUUUGUUGAUACAUU